AAUCCUACAGGUCUGUCUCGAAACCGGAUGGUACGAAUGCGAAACGAAUUUCGCGAUUCGAAAUACUUUUUAUCACAAAUUCGACCGUGGAUCUUAUCCGCUUCUCGGCCUUGUCAUGAUUCAGGGCUUAUAAUCAAUUGUGAAACGAGAACACGGCUGGAUUCGAGGCAAGUGCAUUCGACUUUCCAAGUCCGUUUGUGACAAGCCUAUGCACCUGGCAACUUUGGAAACCGUAUUCAUUACUCAUUAUCUACGAUGACGGAUCAGCGAGUCAAGUUACAAAAAAUAAAGGAUUUAACCAAUAUUUUAAAGGACACUGACAGAAACCUGACCAUAUGUGAGGAGAUUCUUUCAGCUUUUAUGGAAAAAAGAUUGCAGCAAAAAACUGAAGCAAUACAACGGCGGACAGACCUGGAAGCGAAAAUGACGGAGAUUUUGGACAACUUGAAAACCCGACUAUUGAUGGUCGAUAACUAGAUAAAAAUUUCUAAAUUCAAGAAAGAAUGUCUGAAUCCGAUGUUACUGAGAACAGUGAUUUUCUGUGCGAAUUGCAUGGAGAAUAAACUUGAUUGUUAAAGAUAUCGGAUCCGUUAUUAAAGUAAAACGAGCCGGGGUGAUCGACACGGCGAAAAUGUACGCCACACAAACUAGGGCUCACCUAUUAUUUCGAUGUAAGAGAUACAAUUGCACGUGUGCCAGAUGAAUUUUUGUGUGAGUUUUUAUUCAAGUUUCAAGAAAUAAAACCGUCAGCAAUGUUUCCUGAACACCAACUCCUUUAAUUAUUCUUAAAAUUAUAGAUCCGCUUGAGAAAUGCGCGUAUUAUGCAUGCUUAGGUAAUCGCGAUAGACUUCAAGGCUAUGCAAGAAUGGUUUGAGAAUUUUAAUCUUGCAAUAAAUGUUUAUAGGGUCUGGUUCUCGUGAGGGUCCUCCGUGUUUUAUACGUACUAUAUAAUGAAAAAAUUGGGCGAAAACUUUUCGAGAGAAUUAUAUUUCUGUCGUGAAAUCGACUUCGUGAUCAGCUUUUCGCGAACAGGUAUAAUAACAUCAAUAAUGGUACCAGCACACAACGAAUGCUUUUACAACUGUGCAAACGUGAUCGACGAGUUAGACUAUGCACGUCAUGAAUUUAGCGCCACCUCUUUGGGUCUGAUGUUUCGCUGAUAUGAAAAGUCAAAAAUGGGCUUAGAAAAGCCAUAUCUAUUCAACGAUGGAUGAUAUGAGGUUAGUAGCUAGGUGAGUUAUCGUCGAUCGAAUGCAGCACGGGUGUAUCCAUAAGUACAAAUGUACAGUGCUGAACAUCGUUAACGUCCUGUGUCAGAUGUUCUCCUGAUACCGAAAUUGAACAGCGGACUGAAAUUUUUAAGUUAUCUUAUUUCAAACGCAACGCGAUCUCUCGUGAGAUCAAUCGCACUUAUCAUUAGUUAGUGUAUAAUAACGGACGUGGUGAUAAUAGGUGACGUAUGUUCAUUGACAGAUCAUUGAUGUUGAUUACGCAUCGUCAUAUUUAAGAUUCGAAAGGACGUGAUAUGGCAUAACUAAUUAAAAAGGCCUUCCGAGUCCUGGUACAUCAACGCGAUAUGGUUGGCUGUGGAACUAUGGAUACUUUCAACGCGUCUCUUUAUGGAGCAGAUGUACGAUCAUCAUUUUGAGUAGAGGGAAAUUGAAUCCAUUUU
Athalia rosae (coleseed sawfly) is the source of this 1672-nucleotide messenger RNA. RefSeq lists its product as uncharacterized. Lineage: Eukaryota; Metazoa; Arthropoda; Insecta; Hymenoptera; Athaliidae. The record is from RefSeq and is a predicted model, not a curated record. Bases 256 to 477 code for a protein of 73 amino acids. The transcript is spliced from 4 exons.